Aspergillus glaucus CBS 516.65 is the source of this 720-nucleotide messenger RNA. Its product is annotated as Yae1 family protein. NCBI's taxonomy places the organism in Eukaryota, Fungi, Ascomycota, Eurotiomycetes, Eurotiales, Aspergillaceae. The coding region runs from base 1 to 720 and encodes 239 amino acids. The transcript has a single exon. The record is from RefSeq and is a predicted model, not a curated record.
AUGACCUCAACCCAUUCCGACACCGUCACGGCUCAGCCACCACCACCCGCCGCCGACAUCCUCGAUGAUAUCUUCGGUUCCUCGCCACCACAACCCUCUUCGCUCGAGCGCGAUAGCGUUCCAGCCGCAGAACCAUCCGAUCUCCCGUCACUCCGCCGCCAACAUGUGACAACGGGGUACCGCGAUGGGAUCUCACUUUCGAAAGGCGAACACGUGCAGGAUGGGUUUGACGCGGGAUUUCCCGUGGGUGCGCAGUUAGGUAUGCGCGCGGGGACGGUUCUCGGGAUAAUGGAGGGUGUGCUGCGUGGGUAUGAAAGUAAAGUCGGGGGUGGGGCUGUGAAGAAACUGCCCUCUACUACUCGUGGGGGUAAAUCUACGGGCCGCGCCCAGGGCCAGGGACAGGGACAGGGAAAAGAGGAAUCAGAAAUCGAGAUUCUACGCCGCGAACAACGAGAAAAAUUAUUAAAAAUCUACCAGCGCGCGCUGAACGAGUUAGAAGUGCAGGCUGUUUUCAAUGGGUUGGAGGAUACGGGUGACAAGGACCAGGAGAAGCCCGAGACACAACUGGGGAGGAAGGGCGAUGGGGUUGUUUCGUCAUGGGAGGGGAAGGUUAAGGUGGCGGAGUGGGAGAGGAACAUGGAGGCUUUGGAGAUGAAGAAGGAGGAGGCGGCAGCGGCGACAGCGACGGCGACACCCGAUAAUAAGGGCGAACAGAGUUGA